CUGCGGAGAACAUGGCGUCCAGUCACCAGCCCCGCCGAGGUCGGGUGGCGCGGGGUGCGGGUUAUUAGCAGGCACUUGUGGUGGACACCUACAUCGGGACGGGAAGGACGCCGCAACCCGGAAGUGGCCGUGAUGGGGCCUCCCUGCCGGCUACAUCCGGGCACCGGCCACCGCGGGGUCUAACGACGGCCUGAGCCCCAGGCUGGUUCAUGGGGAGGGCUCAAACCGGCGAGGGCUCCUGAUUGGGUGAGGGGCAGAGGUCACGUGGCCCCAGGGCAGCGAGAGGAAGUGACGUGAUGGGCCCACAGGGCAAUAUGUGAUGUCAUCAAAUUAUUCCGUGACAUCACUGCAUUGUGUCACAUGACAUGGUUGUGAAGUGACGUGAUGUCAUCUCCCUGCAGAGUGAUGUCACGACUGUUGUCAUGGAGACAGCGCACAGCUGGUAAUGCGGCCGUGGGUGCCAUGGAGCCAAACCGGACGGCCAGCAACCAGACCAGGCCAGGAUCCGCCGAGACCAGGAGCCAUUUCAAGGUCACCCGGUUCAUCAUGGAGGCAGGGGUGAAGCUGGGCCUGCACUCCAUCCCUGUGGCCACGGCCUGCACUAUCUACCACAGUUUCUUCACGGCCACAGUGGCCCCGGGACCCUAUGACCCCUAUCUGGUGGCCAUGGCUGCACUGUACCUGGCCGGGAAGGUGGAGGAGCAGCACCUACGCACUCGGGACAUCAUCAACGUCAGCCACCGGUACUUACACCCCCAGAGCGACCCCCUGGAACUUGAUUCCCAUUUCUGGGAGCUGCGGGACAGCAUCGUCCAGUGUGAGCUGCUCAUGCUGCGGGUGCUCGGCUUCCGUGUCUCCUUCCGGCACCCCCACAAGUACCUGCUCCAUUACCUGCUCUCCCUGAGGCAGUGGAUGAACCGGCACAGCUGGGAGCGGAUCCCGGUCUCGGCGGCGGCCUGGGCACUGCUCCGGGACAGCUACCACGGGGGGCUGUGUGUGCGCUACCCCCCCCAGCACAUGGCGGUGGCCGUGCUGUACCUCGCCCUGCACUGCUAUGGGGUGGAGGUGCCCGUCCAUGCACAGGCCCAGAAACCCUGGUGGCAGGUGUUCAGUGAAGAUCUCAGCAAGGCUCAGAUUGACCAGAUCGUAUUGGACCUGAUCCAGAUUUACACCUUGGAUGGAGAAAUCUCCUAAAGGGUUCUGGAGAGCGACCCAGUGCUUGGGAGGGGACAGGUCCCAUUCUUGCCCCCCGAGCCAGCCAGUCUCUGCCCUGGGAGUGGAUGGGAGCCAGCUCCCCCAAGAGGGGAAAGGCCUCAUGUGCCAUUCCCACCCCCUGAGCCAGUCCAUCCCUGCCCUGAAGCCAGAUGGGAUUUGGCACCCCUUAGUGGGGAAAGACCCCAGGCUCCAUUCCCACCCCUCUGAGCCAGCCAGUCUCCGCCCUGGGGCCAGAUCCGUGCUGGCACCCUCUAGAGGGUAAAGACCUCAGGCCCCAUUCCCUGCCCCUUCCCCAGCUUUGAAAACAGGGUGUUGGUUGCAGUCCGGGUGUCCUGUCCCACAGCAGUUACCCUCACCUGUGCUCCUACUGUGGGCUGGCUGUGCCCCGAGAAGGCCAUCGGACCCUAGCACUGUGCCAGCUCAGAGCCGCCAGGCAGAGCGCUGCCACUGCUGGGACGCAAGCUCAACACCGCCACAUAACGUGCCUGAGGGCUGUUAGUGACGUGGGUCCUGACCGGCCACAGGGCUCCCCUUCUCCCCUGUCCACACCCGUCCCCGGAGCUUGGACUGCUCGAUCCGGCGAGUAAAGCUGUGCCUCUGAA
Molecule: messenger RNA, 1817 nt
Organism: Dermochelys coriacea (leatherback sea turtle)
Lineage: Eukaryota; Metazoa; Chordata; Testudines; Dermochelyidae
Gene: CCNQ
Product: cyclin Q
Exons: 6
Coding region: 385-1194 (269 amino acids)
Biological process (GO): regulation of transcription by RNA polymerase II
Cellular component (GO): nucleus
Molecular function (GO): cyclin-dependent protein serine/threonine kinase regulator activity
Source: RefSeq, a predicted model, not a curated record